AUGACUCUUCUGCUCCUUGAGGGGGAGUCUCAGUAUAAGAAUGGUAGCGAGCGCGACUAUUGUCUAUUCAAAUGCCUCAGAGGAAUUGCCCAUGGAGCAGUGCAAGCUGCACAAGCUGCCUUUGAAAGUGACUGGCGCUGGCGCAGCCCUACGGAGCGAAGUACGCUGCUCUUCGCAUGUGCCGACGCUCUGAGCUCUCACAAGGAGGAACUUGCCGAGAUUCUAUGCCUGGAGAACGGCAAACCCUGCAUCGACGCACUCCAAUUUGACGUGACCUUCCUUAUCGGCGUCUUUAAAUACUUCGCCAGUCUAGUCGACAAACUACCCGGCGAGCACUAUGAUCAAGGACCCACCUGCGCGUCCGUAUACUACGAGCCGCUCGGCGUUUGUGCGGGCAUCGUUCCCUUCAACUGGCCGCCGAUCCACACCGGCGGCAAAACGGCGCCGGCUCUGACUGCUGGGAAUACCCUUGUCUUGAAGCCAGCAGAGCAGGCACCUCUGACAUUGAUGCGUAUUGUCGAUAUCAUCUCCGAAGUCCUGCCCAAAGAUGUCGUGCAGGUCGUACCAGGUCUGGGCACUGCCGUACCUCAGGCCCGUAUCAACCACCCUCUUGUCAAGAUGGUCUCCUUUACAGGGAGCUCGCCUGCGGGUGCCAAGGUAGCAGAGGCAGCAGGCAAAGGCAUUAAGCCCUUAGUUCUUGAGCCCGGAGGCAAAAACGCCUUCGUCGUCUUUGACGAUGUCGAUCUCGACAAAGUCGUGCCCAUGGCGCUGGAAGGUGCAUUUUUGAACAAAGGAGAAGCAUGCACGGCUUCCUCGCGAUUCCUUGUUCAGCGCAGAGCCUACGAUGAGUUUUGCUCGCGCCUUGCUGCCGCAGUGAGGAAAGUGAAGUGCGGCAAUGGCAUGGAUCCCUCAGCGCAUGUCGGGCCGGUGGUUUCCAAGGAGCAGAAAGAACGUUCAGAGCUUCCAGCCGAUCCCAACUGCAGGAAUGGGUACUUUGUUCCCCCGACGCUGAUCACGGAUGUCUCACGAGGCCACGUUCUGGUCAAGGACGAGAUCUUCGGUCCGGUGGCAACUGUGACGCCAUUUGAUACGGAAGAAGAGGCAGUUUCCAUCGUCAACGAGUCGGAAUAUGGAUUGACAUGCGCUAUCUUCAGUAAAGACCACGAGACAUGUCUUCGGGUCUCCCGAAAAGUUGAUGUUGGUAUGGUUUUUAUCAACAACUACUAUAGAAACGAGUUGGGUCAACCAUUUGGAGGAACCAAGAGCACAGGAUUUGGCCGAGAACACUGCAUCGAGACCCUGAGAUCGUGGGCGCAGCCGAAGGUCGUCAAGCAGCCUUUGGGACUAGGUUCCCUGCCUGGUUGGAGGGCACUCAAGGAUGUGUUCUAG
Molecule: messenger RNA, 1389 nt
Organism: Penicillium riverlandense
Lineage: Eukaryota; Fungi; Ascomycota; Eurotiomycetes; Eurotiales; Aspergillaceae
Product: aldehyde dehydrogenase family protein
Exons: 3
Coding region: 1-1389 (462 amino acids)
Molecular function (GO): aldehyde dehydrogenase (NAD+) activity
Source: RefSeq, a predicted model, not a curated record